Neomonachus schauinslandi (Hawaiian monk seal) is the source of this 909-nucleotide messenger RNA. Its product is annotated as multifunctional protein ADE2-like. Gene Ontology annotation, molecular function: phosphoribosylaminoimidazolesuccinocarboxamide synthase activity. Gene Ontology annotation, biological process: purine nucleotide biosynthetic process. NCBI's taxonomy places the organism in Eukaryota, Metazoa, Chordata, Mammalia, Carnivora, Phocidae. The record is from RefSeq and is a predicted model, not a curated record.
AUGGUGACAGCUGAGGUACUGAAUAUUGGUAAAAAACUCUAUGAGGAUAAAACAAAAGAAGUCUAUGAAUUGCCAGAUAGUCCAGGAAAAGUCCUCCUGCAGUCCAAGGACCAGAUAACAGCAGGAAAUGCAGCCAGAAAGAAUCACCAAGGAAAAGCUGCAAUCUCAAAUAAAACUACCAGUUGUAUUUUUCAGUUGUUAAAGGAAGCAGGUAUCAAAACUACUUUCACCAGAAAAUGUGGGGAGACAGCUUUCAUUGCACCUAAGUGUGAAAUGAUUCCAAUUGAAUGGGUUUGUAGAAGAAUAGCAAUUGGUUCUUUUCUCAAAAGGAAUCCUGGUGUCAAGGAGAGAUAUAAGUUUUACCCACCUAAAGUGGAGCUGUUUUUCAAGGACAAUGCCAAUAACGAUCCACAGUGGUCUGAGGAACAGCUAAUUGCUGCAAAAUUUUGCUUUGCUGGACUUGUUAUAGGCCAGACUGAAGUGGACAUCAUGAGUCAUGCUACACAGGCUAUUUCUGAAAUACUGGAGAAAUCCUGCUUGCCCCAGAACUGUAUACCAGUUGAUACAAAGAUUGAAUUUGGUGGUGAUGUAACCACCAAAGAAAUUGUUCUUGCUGAUGUUAUGGAUGAUGAUUCCUGGAGACUCUGGUCAUCAGGAUAUCGAAGCCAAGAGAAAGAUAAACAGUCCUAUCGUGACCUCAAGGAAGUAACUCCCGAAGGGCUCCAGAUGGUGAAGAAAAAUGUUGGGUGGGUUGCAGAAAGAGUGGAGCUCGAGUCAGGAUCUCAGUCUCAUUCCCUCCAAAACCAAAAUGGUCCUAGUACUGAUGCUAAACAAGUAUUCUGGUUUGCCACAGGUCCUAGUAAUGACUACUGCGUUCACGAGAUACGGAUGAGAUUAACUUUGCUGUAA